AUGGCGGCUUUGUGCUUAUUGCUUUCGUUGCCAGUUGCGCAGGCUUUCUUGGUAAACGAUAAAUUACCUCAAUAUAAUUCUUAUGGUAAAAGCUUGGUUUUGGUUGGCGGCCAUCUGGAUGAAAACAACACAGAAAUCUAUAGCAGCAUCGUUAAACUUGCUGGAGGAGUAACGCGUGCCAAGAUUGGGAUCGUCACUGCGGCCUCUGCUGAUCCCGCGGACAGCUGUUAUUAUUAUUCCGACUUAUUUCUGCAUCGUUAUAAGGCCCUUUCUGUCUAUUGUAUACCAAUAGACGUCAAUCAUAUUUCCAAAAAUUCGAAUCAGAGUAUUGUGGGCAAAAUAAAACAACAAACAGGAUUCUUCUUUGGAGGUGGAGACCAACAGAGAAUUAUUGAUACGUUUUUUCUAAGUGGUCACGUAGAAUCUCCAGCAAUGACAGCGAUCAAGGAGCAAUUUGAUGCUGGCGCCGUUAUAGCUGGCACAAGUGCAGGUACUGCUUGCCAACCGUCAGCUAUUAUGAUCAGAGGUGGGAUGAGUUGGGAUGGUUUGCGAUAUGGGGCUUUUCAAUCUGAAAGCAAAGAUCAUCCUGAUAAUUUGAUAUACAACAAAGAUGGCGGAACUGGUAUGUUGGAUGGUUUUAUCUUUGACACACAUUUCAGUCAGCGUGGACGAGAAGGUCGUCUCAUCAGGUUGUUGUCAGACACCCGUAGUUUAAAGCAUGGUGUAGCCUGGGGUAUUGGUGUGGAUGAAAAUACUGCACUCGUAAUAAUGCAUGCUGGAACUAUUCAAGCUAAAGGAGAGAUUAUAGGGGAGAAUGGUGUAUUUGUUGCAGACGUUUCUAGAUCCCAUAUAGACACCAGCACCAAAUAUUUCAACAUUGACAAUGUAAUGGUACAUUUUCUCACUCACGGAGAUAAAAUGUUCCUUCAAAAUAAAACCAUCAAGUUUUCCCCGACCAAGACCCGAAUGAAGGGUCAUGAAAAUUACGAUCAUGCGUUAACAACACAUAAUAUAUUUGGCGGGAACAGACGUCACCCGACACAGAAGUCUGAAUUUACAAGAGUCGCUACCAGUAUCUUCGAUUCUCGAUUGGAAACAAGUAGUUAUGGUGAUACUUAUGAAAAUAAUCCAAGAUUCAGUGUUACAAUGUCACGAGCAGUGGCUGGAGCGGAGGGAUUUGUCGAAAGAAAACAUAGUUUUCACACAGACAUUACGUCUUACACCAAUCUUUAUGUAGAAUUAAACUCUGUGACAUAG
Molecule: messenger RNA, 1257 nt
Organism: Mytilus californianus (California mussel)
Lineage: Eukaryota; Metazoa; Mollusca; Bivalvia; Mytilida; Mytilidae
Product: cyanophycinase-like
Exons: 6
Coding region: 1-1257 (418 amino acids)
Biological process (GO): proteolysis
Molecular function (GO): serine-type peptidase activity
Source: RefSeq, a predicted model, not a curated record